GGUGUCGUUCGAGGAGGGAGGCACAAUUGGCACGCGUGCGCAGGUUUUCCUACCUUUCAUCCCCGCUGACUUACUCUGCUAUAUAUAUGACGUCACUGGUGCAGGUCGCAACACUCUGCCUUCGGCUGCACUCGCAGUGAUCGAGGAACCGUGACGUCGCCCGGAAAUUCAGGUGCGGAAACUCGGCAAGGACCAAUCGAGAAGGAUACUCACCAUGGCGGAAUCCCUGGAGCAAAUGCCGAAGACUGACACGAUGAGGCUGCGCGACCGUUUUAUCGGACAAUCGUGCAAGCUGUUCUACAAGUCGAGCCCGCUGAAAAUCGUGAGAGCCGAGGGGCAGUAUAUGUACGACGAGAAGGGCAAUCGUUAUCUGGACUGCAUAAACAACGUUGCGCAUGUCGGCCAUUGUCAUCCGGACGUCGUGCGGGCCGGGCAGAAGCAGAUGGCCCAGCUGUCGACGAACAGCCGCUUCCUACACGACAAUCUGGUGAUAUGCGCGAGCCGAUUGGCGUCGACGAUGCCGGAACCGCUGUCGGUCUGCUUCCUGGUGAACUCCGGUAGCGAGGCGAACGAUCUCGCCCUUCGGCUGGCACAGGCGCACACGAAGAGCCGGGAUGUCAUCGCGCUGGAUCACGCUUACCAUGGACAUCUGACCACGACCAUCGAUAUCUCGCCGUACAAGUUCAACCAGGCGAAAGGCACCGGCAAGAAGGACUGGGUGCACGUGGCUCCGUGCCCGGACGUCUAUCGCGGCAAAUACCGCGCUGACGAUUACCCGGACGAGGACCUCGGCAUCAAGUACGCCAAGGACGUGGGGGAGAUUUGCCAGAACAUCGAGGCAACGGGCCGCGGACUCUGCGCGUACAUCGCGGAGAGCUUUGUAUCGGUCGGCGGACAGAUCAUACCGCCGCAGAAUUAUUUUCGUAACGCAUUCAAGCACGUACGCGAAGCCGGCGGUGUCUGCAUCGUCGACGAGGUCCAGGUCGGUUUCGGCAGGGUCGGUACUCACAUGUGGGCCUUCCAAGUGUACGGCGAAGACGUGAUCCCAGACAUCGUCACCGUGGGCAAGCCGAUGGGUAACGGCCAUCCGGUAGCGGCCGUCGUCACCACGCCGGAAAUCGCGAGUAGUUUCCGCGCCAGCGGCAUCGAGUACUUCAACACGUACGGCGGCAAUCCUGUGUCCUGCGCGAUAGCGAACGCGGUGAUGGAGGUGAUCGAACGCGAGAACCUCCUAGAUAACGCAUCGAAAGUCGGCAGUCAUUUAAUUGCCGAGCUGAAGAAGUUGGCGGAACGGCGGAAGAUCAUCGGCGACGUGCGCGGCGUUGGGCUGUUCGUGGGCAUCGAGCUGGUACGCGACAGGACCAAGAGGAUACCGGCGACGGCAGAGGCGCAACACGUUGUGUCCAGGAUGAAGGAGAAGAAGAUUCUCGUCAGCAGCGACGGUCCCGACAAUAACGUCCUGAAGCUGAAACCGCCGAUGGUCUUCACCAUUGAGAACGUCAACCAUUUCGUAUCCGUUCUCGAAGAAGUCCUCGAGGAGAUCGACAUCGGUUUCGACGAGGAACCGGAACCCACCACGGCCAUUAUUCAAGCGACCUUCUCGCCCAUCGACGUCGACAGAAGCACAGGGGUUAGCAGCGGCAAUUCACUGCUCGUUCGUGCUAAUUGACAAGUUCUGUGCCGGAGUUAUUUUACGUAAUGUGACGGCCACGCCGUGCAUGAUCUAACGAUGACACAGGUUGUCGAAGCAGGUUUUAUUCGUCAAAUAACAUGUAUUUCGUAAUAAUUACGAAAAUAUCUCAUGGUUGCGUCUUGUUUCGGAGCUAGACUUGUCAAUGAGCAGGGGAAAGGGAAGUUCAGUGUGGCUUUUCUGUCAUCUCGUCGCAGAACCCUUACCUGGUGAUGUCAGAAGCGAGGAGAUUCACGCUAACAAUUCCUACGGAUUAAGUCUAAAUAAAGAAAGAUAUAUAUUCAUAAAAUAACGUUCGCAAUUGAGAUUGAGCGCACUUCUAAGAUGCUCCGAAAACUGUCCCUUUGCUCGAACAAUCAGUAAAUAACCGGCAGAUUAAUGUGAUACGCAAUCUUCCACUUCAACCUGCCUUCUCUCGUGAUUUCGUCGCGUUGAUCUUUCGCUUAUUGGGCGCUUCAGCAAGAAAGAGAUUUUCGGAGCAUUUCAGAGAUGCGCUCAGAGACGAUUACACGUGUUAUUUUGUGGACAUACCCUUUUCUUCCGACGUAAUUCGUAGGAAUUCUUAGCAUGGACUUCCUUGCUCUCGACGUCACCAUUCAAGAUAGCUGCAACGAGGAAAGAGGAGCCUGAACGAUAGGUACAUUUUAAACGUCGAGUUUCAAGGGUGUCCAACUUGUGGUCGUUUCAUUGUGAAAGUAUUAUUAUAGUUUAAGAUGAUUUUUGUUAUAUCAUUUAUUAUGGUAUUUUAUACCUGUUUCAUGCCGAAGGUAGAAAUAUACGUAUAAAUAAGAAUUAGAAUUAAUUCAACGGAGGAUGUGUGAGACACUUCCACUGAGGUGCGUUUAACUUACGUAUA
Molecule: messenger RNA, 2546 nt
Organism: Harpegnathos saltator (Jerdon's jumping ant)
Lineage: Eukaryota; Metazoa; Arthropoda; Insecta; Hymenoptera; Formicidae
Product: alanine--glyoxylate aminotransferase 2-like
Exons: 9
Coding region: 215-1669 (484 amino acids)
Cellular component (GO): mitochondrion
Molecular function (GO): transaminase activity; pyridoxal phosphate binding
Source: RefSeq, a predicted model, not a curated record